GAGUCAUAAAGUUUUAUGUCCUGCCCAAAGUUUAGACUCGACUGGGGCGAAACUUUUUUUUUUUCCUCCCUCCUCCAAAGUGAGCAGCGGAGAUUUAUCCAGCCAGCAAAGAGCGGGCUCGUUUCUGGGCCGAAAUUACAACAUUUGGGACUCGUUGUUGGAGGGGGGCGACGUGUUCGCGUCGACAUUUUGUUUGGAGUGGAAAAGUUUUUGGAUCGGAACGACGGCAAAGAGUUCCAGAUAUGCGCUUUGUUGCCUCCUGGAGAAUGCUCGCAAGAAACAACCGCGAGUCGUCGACUUUGCGUGCAUACUUCGACAGCUAACAAACAACUUUUUCGUCAGGUGAAAGUUUAAGAUGAACCUGGAUAACUUUUACUGAGCAGCGACGACAGUUGUUGUUGUUGUUUGGUUUUUUUUGUUGCACAUUUCCUGCUGUGUGAAAUCCAAGGAAAACAAGCCCGGGAUUUGAUUUUUUUUUCUUUCGGGGGUUGGUUUUUUUUCCCCCCUUCACUUUCGCUCGGCAGACUUUUUUCGGGACAAUGGAUCCGAGCCAGCAUAACCCUCCGGCCGGACACCAGAUCGUCCACGUCCGGGGCGACUCGGAGACCGACCUGGAGGCUCUGUUUAACGCCGUGAUGAACCCCAAAAACACCAUCGUGCCCCCCUCGGUGCCCAUGAGGAUGAGGAAGCUGCCCGACUCCUUCUUCAAGCCGCCAGAACCCAAGUCCCACUCCAGACAAGCCAGCACGGAUGCGGGCACUGGCGGCGCGCUCACUCCGCACCACGUGCGCGCCCACUCCUCGCCCGCCUCCCUGCAGAUGGGCACCGUCUCCGGGGGCUCCCUAUCCGGCAUGCCGGCGGCCGCCGCCUCCCCCCAGCACCUGCGGCAGUCGUCCUACGAGAUCCCGGACGAUGUGCCGCUGCCUCCGGGAUGGGAGAUGGCCAAGACCGCCUCGGGCCAGAGAUACUUCCUCAACCACAUUGAUCAGACCACCACUUGGCAGGACCCCCGCAAGGCCCUGCUGCAGAUGAACCAGGCUCCCCCACCCAGCUCCGUGCCGGUCCAGCAGCAGAAUCUGAUGAACCCGGCCAGCGGACCACUCCCUGAAGGCUGGGAACAAGCGAUUACAUCAGAGGGUGAAAUUUACUACAUCAACCACAAGAACAAAACCACUUCCUGGCUGGACCCGCGGCUCGACCCCCGCUUCGCCCUGAACCAGCAGAGGAUUUCCCAGAGUGCGCCCGUGAAGCAGGGUGGGCAGCUGCCCUCGGGCACCCUCAGCGGCGUCAACCAGCUGAGGCUGCAGAAGAUGGAGAAGGAGAGGCUGAGGCUGAAACAGGAGCUACUUCGGCAAAGACCUCAGGAGCUCGCUCUGAGGAACCAGCUACCCACCAGCAUGGAACAAGACGGCGGUGGCACCAACCCCGUGUCCUCCCCGAUGGCCCAAGAUGCCCGGACCAUGACCGCCAACAGCUCGGACCCAUUCCUCAACAGCGGGACGUACCACUCCAGGGACGAGAGCACAGACAGCGGCUUGAGCAUGAGCAGCUACAGCGUCCCUCGCACUCCGGAUGACUUCCUCAACAGCGUGGACGAAAUGGACACGGGAGACCCGCUCCCGAGCUCCAUGGGCACGCAGACCAGCCGCUUCCCGGACUACCUGGACGCCAUCCCGGGGACGGACGUGGACCUGGGCACCCUGGAGGGCGAGAGCAUGGCGGUGGAGGGCGAGGAGCUGAUGCCCAGCCUGCAGGAGGCGCUGAGCUCCGAAAUCCUCAACGAUAUGGAAUCGGUUCUGGCGGCCACCAAGAUCGACAAGGAGAGCUUCCUCACGUGGUUAUAGAGGGGGGAGGGGGGAUCCUUUACCUCCUCCUCCUCCACCACCAGCGUGCUUUUGACAAGACAUUUCAGCGAGCCUGUCUGGACUUUUCCCGUAUUCUUGCGGCAGUAUUCUUCUCGUCUCUCUCUGUCCUCCUUUUGAUUUUGUCUGUGUCUUCAAGGCUGGCCCAUGAGCAGACAAUCACGCAAAGGGGUCCCCGAAGCGCCACCUCGGGCGUCCUUAUAUCCUCACCCACCUCCACCCGCCCCCCUCCCCCAUUUCUCCAUGAGUGCCUCGUUCUCCUGCAGUUGCUCCAACUUCACCUUCUGCCUUUUUUUUUCCUUCUUUGUUUUUUUUUUCUUUUCUGCCCGAGGCACCAAAAAUGAUGUAUUUGGCGUACGUUACGGAUUUGGAGCCAAGGUAUCAAAAGGCCCCGAAAGUAGGUGAAGUUUUUGGGGGGGUUUUUGGCAGGUGAGUGGGGCGCAAGCAGAGGAAGCGGGGGGGGGGGGGGGGGGGUGAGGGGGCACGACCAAUUCGCUGCUUGGCUGUGCCAGCGUGUCUAAGUUAAACUUUUUUGUUUUUGUCAUUGGAUCAAGUGCCUUCCGCUUUUGUUUUAAGAUGGCGAGCAACACGAACAACUUUCUUCACUUUCGAGUUGAUUUUUAAAAACAUUGUUAACGGGAUGUAGGGAUUUUUUUUUAGUAACUUUAUAACACGAUCUUAUUGGCUUGUAGUAUUCGUAGACCCUUUUUUUUUUUUUACAUUAUCUGUAUGAUAGCUUAGAUCGUUGUCGUUUUUACUCUUAUAAUUUUUUUGUUUGUUUAAACGUCACCACAUGAAGAAACAACGAGAGAUGGGGAAAGUAUCGAUUACUCGUGAUGAUCAUAUUAAGGUUUCGAGUGCUCACGGCGAUACCAGCCCACCGAUACUAAAGACAAACAAAAUUAGACAUUUCGUCAGUCCUCCUCGGCAGGAGUUGCCGAUGUCCUGCAGCAGUUUGACACACGAGUGAGUUUUUGUGUCAAUGUGGUCUAUGAAUUUUUUGAUAUCAAAAGUACUUGAGGUUUUGGUACUCGGUAUCGCGAGUGCUCGUACUGGUAUCGAACAUCUCUUGAAAGAAAAUGGAUGGUUCGCUUUUGGCUGCGUGGCCCAUCGUUUCAACACAAAUACUACAACUUGUGACUUGCAGCGUCAAAUGAUCCUGAACAUAAAUCUAAACCACAAAAAAAAAAAAAAAGCAGAUUUGUAGAUGCAAUUUUUGGAAAAUAUGUUAAAGGACAGCUGGGACGUGCUGGAGCAGGUUUAAGGGUCAUGGCGACGGCGAGGUUGGGGCGAGAGAACAACAGUUUGGAGAUUUUUUUCUUUCUUUCUUUCUUUCUUUCGUUUUUGGAGGAACAAUUGAGAUGCAAUCGGUUCUGAUCUCAGUCAGGACUUGUGGCCGAUUCCAAAGAUGUUUUUGUUGUUGUCAUUUUGCUUCCACUUUCACAGCGAUUUGCGAAUCAGCCUGUGCAUGAACAAAAGAAAAAUGUAUCAUAAGCUAGUGAGAAGAUGAGAAACAAAUCAUAGUAGGUUUACCUUUUUGUCUUUUUAUUUCUUUGAAGUUUCUUUUUUUUUUUUUUGCCGUCGUUGUGAGUGACUAACCCUGAGAUUGUUUUUUUGUGAUUUGGAGUUUUCCGAUGUUUACACCGCGCUUUGAUGGCUAACCUUCAGUAUCCUUCGGUAGCAUUAACUUUGGAACUUGAUUUUUUCGAGCAAAAGAACUGUUUUUAUACAUUCGCCUUGUGAGAAAAACUCCUUUGGAGAAUAGAUUUUCCUGAUCGGUUGAAUCGAUGCAUUGGAAGAUGGACAAACAGUGUUGGUGAGAACAAAACAAAACAAAACAAAACAAAAAAAAAGAGAGUGGUACACUACAAGUGCUUGUUUUCCUGACGACGCUUUUCAGUUUGAAUGAGACUCAGCGUUGAUUUUUUUUUUUUUAAUGCUUAUUUUAGCGCGUGGCUGUCGACGCCAACUUGAGCUCGUCGGCGGUCACCGUCGUAGCCGUAGAACUAAUCGCACCGGCUAAAGAAACACACACACACACAAAGGAUUUUGCUAUUUAGAGUUUUCUAAUUGCACAUGAAAUGAAUUUAUAUUCAGUGAUGAUCUGUUCUUUGUGUUUUUUUUUUUUGAUAGAUAUGUUGCAUGUGUUUUAGAACCGUAAAAGCUGUUACAUUAUAUAGAUAUACAUAGAUAUAGCUAUAUACAGGUAUAUCUAUAUAUACAGUAUAUAUACAGUAUACAAAUAUAUAUCCCUUCAUAUUCAAACGUUGAAAUUGGCUUGAAAUAAAGUAUAUACUUUGUGGUAAUACUUUCCGUGGAGUAACCUUUAUUUUUUACGGCUUACAUUGAAGCCCUGGUGAGGAGGGUCUAACUUGGGGUUAAGAUUUCACUGUAGGGUUUCAAAGCAGAGUCGCAGAUGGUGUAAUGCCGGGGUCCCAUGGGUCACGCAAGUUCAUAAAAAUCCAUAAAAAAAGAACUUGUAAAAUAAUGUUCUUAAUCAGCCUUAAUUUUCAGGGAAAGCUUCUAAAAUCAAUAAAAAUCCUUAAAAAUU
Molecule: messenger RNA, 4413 nt
Organism: Hippocampus zosterae (dwarf seahorse)
Lineage: Eukaryota; Metazoa; Chordata; Actinopteri; Syngnathiformes; Syngnathidae
Gene: yap1
Product: Yes1 associated transcriptional regulator
Exons: 8
Coding region: 540-1844 (434 amino acids)
Biological process (GO): positive regulation of transcription by RNA polymerase II; hippo signaling
Cellular component (GO): cytoplasm; nucleus
Molecular function (GO): transcription coactivator activity; protein binding; transcription corepressor activity
Source: RefSeq, a predicted model, not a curated record